AUGGAGGACUCUAUUUGGUCCGGGUGCUCAGAUGAGACCAGGAAGAAAGCCGUAAAGGGCAUGGUGACGGAGAAAGAGAUGACGUUGUUGACCUGCCUACGCCGAUAUCCCAAAGCUAUCGCUUGGUCCAUGUUAAUAUUCCUCACCGUCGUUAUGGAAGCGUUCGAUAAGCUUCUCAUCACUGGAUUGUUUGCUUUGCCAACUUUCAACAGGAGGUUCGGUGAGCCGACGCCGACGCCGAAUACAUCUCUCGACUUUUCAAUUUCACCCACGUGGCAGAUGGGCCUCCAAAAUGCUGCCAUUGCCUCCGAAAUUACCGGUUUGCUGGCUUACGGAUACGUUACAAACGUAACGGGCUACCGGAAAAUGAUGCUAGCCGCCCUUGCCUGGAUCUGUGUUGCUGUUAUCCCUGCUUUUGUAGCGACGAACCUAGCCGCCAUUCUCGUCGCCCAGGUAAUGUCCGGAGUCUCCUGGGGCAUCAUACAAACGCUUGCGGCGACGUACGCGGCCGAGAUUGUGCCCUCGCUCCUGCGGGCCUUUCUCCUGAGCAACAUCAACACUUGCUGGCUCCUUGGGCAGCUCAUAGGCACCGGCAUCCUUCGGGGGUUCGCACCGCAUGAAUCGGAAUGGUCUUAUCGGCUUCCGUUUGCCCUGCAGUGGGCAUGGGCCGUCCCUCUCCUGGUUGGCAUUGUUUUUGCCCCCGACAGUCCAUGGAGAAAUACAGGGUGGUUCAUUCGCCACGACAAGCCGGACGAUGCCCGGCGUGCGCUCUGUCGCCUGUCCAGCCAGGACAGCCUCGACAUCGACAAUGCGGUGGCCGUCAUGCAGCACACGAACACGGUCGAGCGGAAUCUCAACUACGGCCGCUCUACCUAUGCCGAUCUCUUCAAGGGCGUGAAUCGGCGAAGGACGGAAAUAGCAUGCAUGGCUUGGGUGUGCCAGGCCCUUUCCGGGGCCGCCCUGACCAGCUACGCGCCCUACUUCUUCGAGCAGACCGGCUUCAGCCCGUUGAAGUCAUUCACCUUCUCGACUGCCAUGUAUGGCGUCGCCCUCGGCGGAGGAAUGCUCUGCUGGGCCCUUAUCCCUUACGUCGGCCGACGAAUGCUCUACCUCAUAGGGUUGAGCUCAUCCACCGUACUAUUGACAGCCGGCGGCAUCACUUGGGUGCUCACGAGUGGAAAGCCCGGUGCCAACUGGGCUCUGGGUGGCCUAAUUGUGGCAACAACAUUGCUGUACAACUUGACCAUUGGUCCCGUCUGCUACGUCCUCAUCGCCGAGGUGCCUGCCACUCGGCUCCGGGUCCAGACGGUGGCCCUGGCCAGGGUAGCAUACAACCUGGUGACCAUCGCCAACAACAUUCUGCUUCCCCUCAUGCUCAACCCGAAAGGUUGGAGUUGGAGUGGCAAAGCUUGUUUUGUAUACGCGGCAACAUCCGCUUUGUGUCUGGUGUGGUGCUACUUUCGGCUGCCGGAGACCAGGGGGCUGUCAUAUUUGGAGCUGGAUAUCCUCUUUGAGCUGAAGGCGCCGUCGAAAAAGUUUGCGAUUUUCCAAAAGAAGCUCAACGACUCGCCGUACGUCACCGCGUCUGCGGCGGAGCGGCUGACGAAUCCGUGGCACGGAUGGUUGGCCUACUCGUGA
Drechmeria coniospora is the source of this 1638-nucleotide messenger RNA. RefSeq lists its product as uncharacterized. Gene Ontology annotation, biological process: transmembrane transport; carbohydrate transport. Lineage: Eukaryota; Fungi; Ascomycota; Sordariomycetes; Hypocreales; Ophiocordycipitaceae. Gene Ontology annotation, cellular component: membrane. The record is from RefSeq and is a predicted model, not a curated record. The transcript is spliced from 3 exons. Bases 1 to 1638 code for a protein of 545 amino acids. Gene Ontology annotation, molecular function: carbohydrate:proton symporter activity.